Molecule: messenger RNA, 3364 nt
Organism: Myxocyprinus asiaticus (Chinese sucker)
Lineage: Eukaryota; Metazoa; Chordata; Actinopteri; Cypriniformes; Catostomidae
Product: T-cell differentiation antigen CD6-like
Exons: 15
Coding region: 1249-3006 (585 amino acids)
Cellular component (GO): membrane
Source: RefSeq, a predicted model, not a curated record
UGCCUGAAUGUGUCCCGGCAACAGCGAAGUGGCACCCCUCACCUGUCAAUUAACGUCUGUGCUAAAUCAAGAGUUGAAACUUUGCUGCUUACAAGGGGCUUUAAAAAGAAAUAAACUUCUGAACGGAAAAGUUGAAAUAGCAGAUAUAUACGCAAGCAUGAGAACUUUACAGAUCUUCUUCAGUGUGUCUGAAAUCAACAGGCACGGACACUUAUGAGAAGCAUGAACAUCUGCAGCUCAGGUUUAAACAGGUAAUCCACUAAAAUAAUUCUGCUCGAAAUGUUGCUUUUGUGCUUAGAUUAAAUUUCAGAUGCAUUUGGCAGAAAUAGCGCCGUUUUAUUUUUUGCGCUUUUUGUCUUUUCUGACUUUGUUCUUUAAUGUCAUGCAGUAACACACUGACAUAGUGAUUGAUGUAUGUUGUCAUGAUACAGAGUCCCUCCCCUCCAAAUCCAAUCACAUGUGGUCACAGGAGAUGCAUUUAAACAACCAAGUAUAAACAGCAAUGUGUCUCACAUGACCACAUGUGAUCGGAUCACCCGGGAUGCAUCUUAAUACCAGGUGUAAACGGGGUCUUUUGGGCAUUUUGUAGCUGGCAAGUAUUUAGGAACAGAAAGUACUCAAGUUCACAUCACUGAUUAGCACAAUUCGGAGUUUGUAUUUUCCCACUACAAUACAUUUUUUACUUUACUGACGGUUAGGUUUAGGGUUGAGGUUUGGGAUAGAGCAUAUAGUUCAUAACAUGACUUCCUGUUGACUGUGUUAUAUAUUUUACAACUAAAAACAUCCCUGUACAUAUCCCUUCGCCACCAAUCUGCAGAUAUUUCCCCCAAAACUGCAGCUCACACGUGCCCAUACAUUCAACAACACUUCCAGCUUCGGCCAGUGUGGGCAGUGUUUAGAAUUUCAGUAAACAUAUACCAAUUUCAGCUUAAGAGCAUACUAUCAUACUAUUUCUGCCAUAGACACACAUGACUGUAGUAGUAAGAGUAAAAUGGGAAGUACGCCAUUCUGAACUCAGCCACUGUCACCAAAUUCAGUCACUGCGUCCAAAUAUCCGUACUUCCCUACUAUAAAGGAUGUCAAAAACAGUAUUCCAUUGGAGUAGUAUGUCCGAAUCGCCUGUAUUUAUAAAACAGUAGGCAAGAAAUACCUGGGUGACCUAUUUCUGGUGAGAUUUUGAAGUGCAGAUCGACCGGACACUUUACAGUUCCAUAAUUCCUUGGCAGCUGAGGCAACGUCACAUUCAAAAUGUUGGAUUUAAAAAAAAAUGUGAGUCAGACAGCUCUUCUCAACUGGCUCAACAGUACAGAUGACCAUCCUCCUAAAAGUGUGGCAAACCAUGCGGAUCACUCGGACAAACAGAUUGAGCCCUACAUGCUAAGACUGUCCCGGGGCUGCUCUGGUGUUGUAAGGGCUCUUCACCAGAACACUACAGUGGAUGUGACCCUCAACCUGCUGGAUUCUCAGGAAAAGAAAGAGCUUGCCAUCCAAAUCUGUAAAAAUCUGGGUUGUGGCCAAGUUUUUGAGCAUGGUGUUUCUGCAACAAUACGCAAUGACGUUUGUCUUGCAGGCUGCAUCCUGAGAGAAUCAAAACUGCACAACUGCACUACAGCCGCAGAACGUGACUGCAUAAAUGCAACUAAAAUAAUUUGUGAGCACCAAGCUGUCCGAUUGGUUGGAUCCCAUGACCGCUGUGCUGGACGGGUGGAGCUACUGCAGUCUGGGCAAUGGGGAACAGUGUGUGAUGAUGAUUUUGACAUGAGAAGUGGAAACAUAGUAUGCGCCCAGCUGGGCUGUGGCCGUGCAAGAAAACAGACCUUUCUUGGGGCUGGAAGGGGACCCAUCCAUAUCAGCAAAAUGAAAUGCAAUGGCUCAGAGAGCAACUUAUGGGAGUGCAAUCGCAACAACUCCAUGCCCAGCAACUACUGCGGACAUAAAGAAGAUGCUGGACUUGUGUGCUCAGAAAGUACUGAGAUCUCACCCACAACAGUCAACACAACUGACUUGGGGUUUAUAACACAUACUGCAGAGUCAACCGCAGUGACGUCUACGAAACCCGGCAGUGGACUUUCAGCAGCAACGAUUGGCUGCUUCAUCUUAUCUAUAGCACUACUGCUGUUUAUUUUAUCAAAUGCUGCUGUCUGUGUGCAUUUCAAAAGAGGACUGGCAUGUGUGAUUUGUCAAUGUCACAGUAAUUCCCACACAAGCACAGAGAACCAGUCCAAUGCACAGAUAGGAACCUACCAGCAAUUUCUCCCAGCUGCGGGGACAGUACGUCAGUAUGAAUGUCUUGGUCCAAGACUGAGCUCAAACUAUGGAUAUAAAUUUGCCAGGAGAACAAAUCAAACCUCUCACAACUCUGACAGCUCUGAUGAUUCAAUCUACGAAUAUCACAACAGCGAUCGAGUACAAAGACUUCAUCAAAACUACUCGCACACAGUAGAUGUGAAUGAUUCAAGCAGUACAUCCUCCGGAGAGAGCUAUGAAAACACAAAGACCGACAUGAACAACAUUCCCAAGUCACGCAAGGAAACUCCAUCACUUCUUGAAAAGUCACCAUUGACGCCACCUGGUGACAAUCACAUACCAGGAACAAAUUGUCACGUAGAUGCGAAUGAUUCAGACAGUACAUCUUCUGGAGAGUGGUAUGAAAACAAAAAGACUGAUGUGGAAAACAAUCUCCAGUCUGAUAACGAGGAAAGCCCAUCACUUCCUGAGAAGUCUCUACAGACACCGGACAGUGAUCAGAUGACAGGAAACACUGCUUACAGCAAGCCUCACAUACCCAUCAGUCAAGUAUAUGCGAACGAUUCAGAAAGUACAUCUUCUGGAGAGUGCUAUCAAAACACUGACAUAGAUGCAAAGACCUUUCUUCAGUCUGGUAAGGAAAGCCCAUCAUUUCCUGAGCAGACACCCCUGAAUCACCACAGUACACAGAUGACAGGAAGUACUGUCGAUUACAAAGACCACCAUGUACCUAGAAACCUCAAGCCAAGAAACAGAUAACAAUAGCACAACAUAGGAGACAACAUCUCAUCAGACAGUGACUACAACCAGGCUGAAAACUGGUGAAAUCAACAUGGCUACUGCAAGAGACUAUCAACAAGUAAAAUACAGAGAAACUCCAUACAACAUCCCAAAAAGAAAUGCAUGCUUAUUAUUCCUUAUUCAAAAUCUGGAUGUUGUGCAUUUAUUCUUUUGGACUGAGGUUUCACAACAAUGCUAUCCUCAACAUUUGAACACAGAUGUGGAAUGUAACACAAAUGGGCACUUGCAACACCCGAGUGCUUCUAAGGACUAUUCAGCAAGAACAGUGGUAAUUAACAUAUGAAUUAACAACUGCAAAUAAAGAUUAAUUAAUUUA